AUGCAUGCAUGCAUUCACGUACCAGACCGCCGUUGCAUUGAGCGGCGCAAUCAAGGAAGGGGAUUGUGCCUUUUGUACGACUGUACGCACACGCGAUCGCUCGCUAGCAGCGUGAAAUUGGGCAAAGAUGCAGCUGGUGUCAUAGCCAGAAGAGCGACGCCGCCAAAUGGAUUUGGCCUUGCUUCGUCGGCGCGUCAAAUUUCUCAACGUUGCUCGCUCGACCUUGAUGUAUCUACCUUGCGGCAGGUCAAAAAUGAUUUCCUUGCCUUGUUAAAGGAACAAAAAGGACUGAAUCGCCAUUCUCACUGGGGGGAUUUUAAGAAAAAGCUUGACUCCGAUCCACGUUACAAGGCUGUUGAUUCAUCUUCGCGCAGAGAGGAAUGGUUCCGUGAUUACACCAGAAAGUUGGAUAAUACUGUCAGAGAAUCUAGCAAGGAUCUUCUUGAUAGAGAGAAAAAGGAGCGUCAGGAGGCUUCCAUCAGAGAAAGAGAAAAGGCAGUGAAGGAGGCUCUUUCAUCUUCUCUC
Molecule: messenger RNA, 525 nt
Organism: Protopolystoma xenopodis
Lineage: Eukaryota; Metazoa; Platyhelminthes; Monogenea; Polystomatidea; Polystomatidae
Source: the annotation of a GenBank genome assembly